AUGUUGCCACCAGCAUUGGUCAGCGUGUACCGUGAGUACAAAAAGGAUACCAACUCAAUUGCAUCAUGGCUCGCUUCAACAGUCAAAGAAUGCGGUUAUCCCGCCCAUCUCCUGUCCAACACCCCCGUCAGUGUCACCAAGCAACAAACUGCGGGGGCUGGGCGACUCAAGGGCAAAGCCAGAGUCGAAGCUAAGAAGAAAGCCAAAGCUGCGCCUAGUAAGCCGGCGUCUCAAAAGGCAGGACCUCGAUACGUCAUUGAGGUCAAAGACUUUGUUCCUCUUGCUGAAAGCAUCUCCAACUACAAAAAGCCAGCUCUGGCCAUUCCACAAGCAUUCUUCAGCACCCUCAACCGGGUCAUUUCUGUGAGAAAUGGCUUCAGCGAUCAGUUGCUUCGUCACAAUGAGAAGCCAGAUGUCAAGUCAGAUGCCAGGCAUUCGUACUUUGUCGGAAUCCUCGAAAAUGUCCGCGACAUACUCAAGCCCUUCUCCGACACAGCUGCUUCCACUGCUACUGACACAGUCGAUCGAUUGACCAACACCUUUGAUGCUCUGGAGGUAUAUGAACCCUCGGAGGAUUUCCUCAACGCACCAGACAUUCAGAGGCCCGAGCCAACGAAGAAAGAAGAAGCCGUCUAUGAAGUUGACCCGUCACAGUCACUUGAUGAGGCUCUCAUUGCUUUCUGCAUGAUGUGCAAGGAUUUGGCUGAGGUCAGAAAGUAUAUUUCAAACCUCUGGUCAGAGUUUGUUAGCAAAGAAAAUGGUGUACAGAGAAACGACCCUGGUGUAUUGGCUGUGGUGACCAAUACAGCUGUCGAGUUCGGUCGAAGCAUCGCAGAAGAUGCUAUGCCGGCCUUUCAAAAGCACGGUGGGACCACUGCUAUGGCAAGGGAGUACAUGCUGCGCACCACAGCUUGGAAUGGAGAAGCUGGGAGCGAUUUCGAACCUUAUCUGAAGGACGCGUCGACUGGACACGGGUUCUAUGACGCUCUCUCCCACUGCUAUUAUCUCACCGAGACCACUCUCCUGACUCUAUCUCUCGUCCCAUGGAGAGGUGUUACUAGCAUCUAUUCGGAAGGGUCGUUUGGCGUUUGUCAACCUGAGAUUCCCUGGAAGUCUAAGACUGUGGAACAGAAGAUGACCGAUCAUCAAGUUAUUACUACCGAACUCUGGUUCGAGGCUUUAGCGCUCGUCCACCAUGUUCCUGACUACCCCUGUACCGACGAGUUCAUUCGAGGUGUCAAAGAGUUUAAGGAGACGAAGAAAGUUCCCUUCAGCCUCGUCUUUGCUGCUCAAGUCAAUCUCGACAUCCAUCAGGUUGUUGGCAGUUAUGCCGAAUCCUCUGUCAAUACCCUUCUCAACCGGAUUGACAGAAUGAACCAGGAUUUGAAGUCGCAUAUUGACUUCCAGCAGGGCAUCAAAGGCCCUCAUUGGUCGCCGCGCGAUGACAAGUGGUUGAAGGUUACUCAUGAAGGCUUUGACUGGUUUCUCGAUGAUCCAUUGCACAAGGCAAAGACGAUGGCGAACGAUAACAGCUCCACCAGACAGGAGGGUUUGAUUCACCUCGCACGAACCAAAAAGUGGCGAAUCUUGAGAAGAUCCCCGGUGAUCGCUGGUUUGGCCUUGUACUAUCAUCGGGCGGAGAUGCACGAGGCUGGCCUCAAAGUUACCAAUGCUUGGGGUUCUCUCAUUCUACCCGGACACUUGUACAAUGCCCUUCUAGAGGAAAAAUGUAUUAAGAGCAACUGGGUGGAUAUGGAUCGGCUGUUUCAAAUGUUUGGGGAAGAACAGUUCUUUGUUGGUGGUCGACCCGAUAAAGUGUCGGAUUAUGCCAAGCGCUUCAUGCUGCAAACUGGUGUCUCUGCAGCGGUGUUUACUAAAAACAGACGGCGUGGUAAUAAAAUGGUCGUUGAAGAUUUCUCUCGCGCUGGUGCACGGUUUCUCACAACGCGUGCUUCAAUUCACAAAAGUCUUGAGGACCGAUAUCAACGAAACGCCAACCGCAUGAACUGGACAGCAGAGAGCAUAAGCGAGAUACUCUUGCGCGCAGAAUCUGAAGGCAAGGGCAAAGGGAAGAGAAAGAUACCAUCGGCUGAGCAAGAGAUUCGUAUCUCACCGGUCGGUGUUUUGUCAUCACUCGUGAUGGCCAUGCAGGGCGAGGUUCAUGAGCUUUCGUUUGGGUACCUGCCCAUGCAUCGUAUGAGCUGGAAGAUCCUAAGGGCCAUACGGACGAGAUGUGAGCCCUACCUCAAGGAAACCUACGGAUCGGACUUCACCCUAAAGGAAUGGGAACUUCCUUUCAUGGUUGGUCAUAUCCUGCCUCUAGAUCACGAUGAGUCCAUGGAUAUGCUGCGAACUGCGGGCAAGGUAUGGAACAAACUAAAUUAUGAAGACACCACUAGCAUAGGUAUGCGGCGGAUGUACGAGCUCUCUGGCAUCGACUAUGGCAUCUCGGGUAUCCAGAACCAAGUCUUUCAGGCAUACACUAAUCCCCACGGAUCGCUCGUCGAUGAUGGUUUGGACCAUGAGUCAGUGGAGUCAGACGAUGAAAACUUCUCUUUCACUGAAUACAAUAUAGAUAUGGUUAAUGGCCAAGUGACCAGCCACAGAAAGCGGACUGGUGAUCUAAUAUCUUCUGGCGAUCAACAGCUCGAAGAGUAA
Fusarium subglutinans is the source of this 2658-nucleotide messenger RNA. RefSeq lists its product as uncharacterized. The transcript has a single exon. The record is from RefSeq and is a predicted model, not a curated record. The coding region runs from base 1 to 2658 and encodes 885 amino acids. Lineage: Eukaryota; Fungi; Ascomycota; Sordariomycetes; Hypocreales; Nectriaceae.